AUGGCUUAUAAAGGAAAACGAUCAAAUAAAAAAUUCAAUCCAAAAUUCAAUAAAUCAAUUCACAACAAUCACAAUCAACAAGAAUCAGAACUUGAAAGAGAGAAAAGAGAAAAAAAAGAAUAUAAUCAAAAAUAUGCAGAAGAAGAAAUUAUAAAAACAGGUAUGAUAUUUUCAGGAAAUAUAAAUUCAGGAGAUAUAAUUUAUGUUGAAAAAAUCGCUGAACAAUUAAUCAAUGCUUUUUACCAGCAUUAUAUGGAAUAUAAAAAUUUAACUCCAGUUGAUUUAUUAAAUAUUUGUGAAAGUUUUUUCAUUGGAGAUGCAUUAAUAUGGGCUCGAUUCGAUUUUUUCGCCAAAUUUGAUGUUCAUGAUUAUUGUCUCAAAGUUGUUGAUGCGAAAUAUUUUGGUAAAGAACCUGAUUUUAGUGAAGUCGAUAUUGAAGCAUAUAAAGCAUAUAGCCCUAAGAUACUUAUUAAGGAAUUCUUAGAAAGAUUUAAACCAAGACAUCACGCUUGUUUAGUAAUUGACAAAAUUAGAGAAAUUAAACAAGGAUCAUUGAACCUUGAUAGAUUCAGAUUAACAUUCUUUGAUCAUGUUUCACUUAUAAGCAAUGAGGAUUUGGAGCAAGAAUGGGUUCGAGAGAUGCUUGUGGAUGUAUUUCAGGAAAAUUUAAACUUCGAACAUCAAUACAUAGCAUCAACUUUUAAGAGUUUAGAAGAUAUCAAACAUAAAUACAAAACUAGGUAA
This is a messenger RNA of Lodderomyces pseudojiufengensis, 744 nucleotides long. RefSeq lists its product as uncharacterized. The record is from RefSeq and is a predicted model, not a curated record. Bases 1 to 744 code for a protein of 247 amino acids. The transcript has a single exon. NCBI's taxonomy places the organism in Eukaryota, Fungi, Ascomycota, Pichiomycetes, Serinales, Debaryomycetaceae.